AGUUUCAUUUGUUCUUUCAAUCAUCAAACAUCGUCAACAAUCAUGGCUUUUGUGCUAAUUUUGUUGUUGGCUAUUGCAGUCGUUUAUUUGUUGAAUCAAUAUUUGUUCAGUUAUUGGUCAAAGCGUGGGAUCAAACAGCUUGAACCUUCAUUUUUCUACGGAGAUGGUGGCGAUUUAAUAAAGUUUAAGAAGUCAAUGGGAGAAUUCUUUAAAGAUAUUUACAGCAAACAUAAAAAUGAACGGAUUGUUGGUGUUUAUAUUUCUUACAAACCUGUAUUAGUCGUCACAGAUCCGAAGCUUGUUCAGGAUAUUUUGAUCAGAGAUUUCACAACUUUCCACGAUCGUCCAAUGCCGGUAGAUGAAAACAAAGAUCCCAUCUCGGGUCAUCUGUUUAACAUUGGUGGACAAAAAUGGCGAGAUUUGCGCGUCAAAUUAUCGCCAACAUUUACGUCCGGCAAAAUCAAGGCCAUGUAUCCAAUCAUAAAAAAUGUUGGAAAGGUUCUUGAAGAUUAUUUAGAUGAACAAGUGAACAAAGGUGUAAACGUUUUCGAGUUUCGUGAUCUGAUGGCACGUUUCAACAUUAACAUUAUCUCAUCAGUAGCUUUUGGGAUUGACAAUGAUUGCAUUAAUGAGCCAAAACAUUUUUUCCGUCAAAUGAGUGCCAAGAUAUUUGACCCCAACUUAAUGAACGGAUUAAGAGCGCUGAUUACUCUGCUCGCACCGACAUUAUUUCAUAAACUUAAUAUGCGAAUCCUCGACAGAGAUGUUGAAGACUUCAUAUUUUCAGUUGUAAAGCAAACUGUUGAAUAUCGUGAGCAGAAAAACUUUUCACGUAACGACUUCAUGCAACUUUUAAUUCAAUUAAAGAAUCAAGGAUAUGUGUCAGUUGAUAAAGGCGAAAAAGAUUCUGAAGAAAUGAAAAAUCAUUCGGACACUAAAAGUAAAUUAACUUUGAAUGAAAUUAUUGCACAAGCGUUCGUGUUUUUUGUUGCUGGAUUUGAAACUUCAAGCUCCACAUUACUUUACUGUUUGUUCGAGUUGGCACGACACAAAGAAAUUCAGCAGAAAGUUCAACAAGAAGUUGAUAAAGUUUUCAAAACGUCUGGUCCCGAUGGUGUUACUUACGACAUGUUAAGUGAGCUAAAGUAUCUCGAAUGUGUUAUUGAUGAAACAUUACGAAAGUAUCCAAUUCUUCCUGUUCAUGUUCGAACGGCAAAUCGUGAUUACAAGAUAGCAGAUAGUAACAUUGUCAUACCAAAAGGAGCUUCCUUAUGGAUUCCAGCUCUGGGAUUUCAUCGCGAUCCUGACAUUUAUGAAAAUCCCUUGGAGUUUAAACCUGAAAGAUUCUUAAACUCGUCUAAUGGAGAUGGAAAGGCCACAGGUGUUUUCUACACUCCAUUUGGCGAUGGACCAAGAAAUUGCAUUGGAAUGCGACUUGGAAAGUUGACCACAAAAAUUGGACUUUCAAUCAUCUUCUCAAAGUUUAAUCUUGAAUUAAAUGACAAGGAAAUGCAAGACGGAGAAUUAAAGUUUCAUCCAAAUCAGUUCGUUUUAACGCCGUCCAAACUUUUCAACAUGAAAAUUAGUCGACGUUAAAUCGAGGAAAAUGAAAAUUCUUUUUUCCCUUGAAAACAACUGAGAAAUUUUCCUUUGAUGCAGCAACUUAAAAAAGCUUUUUUUUAUUAUUUUUUCCUUUUGCAACAUUACAGAAACAAUGACUCAAGAUAUUCUUGGAAAAAUUCCAGCAUUGUUUAAAUAACGGAGCUUUCCAUAAAGCUCCAUGAAUUAAACAUUUUUCCAUCAGAAGAGAGACAUUAUUUGUUAUUUAACAUUAAAAGCAUAAAUUUUGAAUGAGUUUUCUUGUUUUUGCCGAGAUCAAAAAAUCGUGUGUCCAAUGGCUUGUCAAAUUUCCUUUAAAUCACUCUCGAAUCUUCAAUCGGAUAUUCAAUGCUUCUGUCAUGUAAAUCAAGUGAAGAUGGAAUUAACUUCAUUUGAUCUCUCUUUCCAUUGGGCCUAAAUGGCAUACACUCGCCCCAAUAACAUUUUCUUUCACCAUUCACAGUUAUACAGCCAUUGCAUUUUUUAUCACAACCUUUUGGAUAAGAUUUAAUAAAUAUCUUAUAAUGUCACAUU
Clunio marinus is the source of this 2133-nucleotide messenger RNA. The record is from the annotation of a GenBank genome assembly. NCBI's taxonomy places the organism in Eukaryota, Metazoa, Arthropoda, Insecta, Diptera, Chironomidae.